Messenger RNA from Microthlaspi erraticum, 1839 nucleotides. NCBI's taxonomy places the organism in Eukaryota, Viridiplantae, Streptophyta, Magnoliopsida, Brassicales, Brassicaceae. The record is from the annotation of a GenBank genome assembly.
AUGGAAGAAGAGAGCCGAAUUGGGGACGAGCUCUCGAGUUCCGUUCUCACGGCGGAGCGCCUCCGUGUAGCGGUGGACGAGGCCGAAUCGUUCAAGACGGAGUGCGGCGAGGUUGGUAAGCAGGUGGAUCGGCUCGCUCAAAUGCUCAGGACGCUCGUCCGCCUCGUCGCCGGCUCUCAGCAGGUUUACGACCGGCCGAUUCGCCGAGUAAUCGUCGACGUCAAGAAGAAUCUCGAGCGGGGUUUCGCUCUCGUUCGCAAGUGUCGAAAGCACAACAUAAUCCGGCGAGUCUGCACCAUCAUCAACGCCGCCGAUUUUCGCAAGGUGAUCAACCUUCUCGAGUCCUCCAACGGCGACGUGAAAUGGAUACUUAGCGUGUUCGAUUCCGACGGCGACGGAAGCUUCGGAGGAGGAAUCGUAAUCUCUCUCCCCCCGAUCGCGACGAACGAUCCGAUCCUCCCGUGGGUGUGGUCGCUCGUCGCGUCGAUACAGAUGGGGAAAUUGCCGGACAAAAUCGACGCCGCGAAUCAGCUCGGCUCGCUCGCCGGAGACAACGAUCGGAACAAGAAGAUCAUCGUAGACGAAGGAGGCGUUUCUCCGCUGCUUAAGCUUCUCAAGGAAAGCUCAUCGUCGGAGGCGCAAAUCUCGGCGGCUACUGCGUUGGUUUAUCUCUCUUGCGACGAGGAUAAGGUUAGGUCUAUUGUGAAUGAGCUCGGUGUUCCGAUUAUAGUCCAGGUUCUCGCGGAUUCUCCGGUUAGGGUUCAGAUUAAGGUAGCUACAUUGGUGGCAAGAAUGGCGGAGCACGAUCCAAUCGCGCAAGACGAGUUCGCUAGACAGAGCGUGAUCAAGCCUCUCGUGACGCUCCUCUCUCUCGACGUCUUUGUGGAUGACAUUCAUUUGAGUAAGCACAAUAGCAUUCACUCUCUUGUUCAGAUGAACAAAGAGAUCGAGAAAGAUCCGUCCUUGAAACUUCACAGGCCGUUUAAGAGCUCAAAGUCGAAUGUGUAUAGUGACAUUAGUGGAAGUAGUAGAAUUGGGAAUUUCAAGAAGGAGAGGGAUAAUGAGAAUCCUGAAGUGAAACAUGAGCUUAAGGUGAAUUGUGGUGAAGCUCUGUGGAUGCUUGCGAGAGGGAAUGUGGCGAACAGUAGGAGGAUAACGGAGACGAAAGGGUUGCUUUCUCUGGCGAAGAUAGUGGAGAAAGAAGCCGGAGAGUUGCAGUACAAUUGUUUGAUGACGCUUAUGGAGAUAACCUCUGCUGCUGAGUCUAACGCUGACCUUAGACGAGCAGCUUUCAAGACGAAUUCACCAGCUGCUAAAGCUGUGAUUGACCAGAUGUUGUGGAUUAUUAAAGAAGUCGAUAGCAAUGUUCUGAAAAUCCCGGCGAUUCAGUCGAUAGGUUCGUUGGCUAGGACGUUCCCGGCGAGAGAGACGAGGAUGAUCGAGCCGUUGGUGGAGAAACUCGGUAGUGGUAAUCAAGACGUGGCGAUCGCUGCUGUGAUCUCGUUGCAGAAAUUUGUGUGCCCUGAUAAUUUCUUGUGCAAGGAGCAUUCCAAGAACAUAAUCGAGUACGGUGCGGUUCCGUUGCUGAUGAAGCUGAUAAGGAACUUCGAACAGCAAGUGCAGUUGCAGUGUCUUGUUCUGCUGUGUUACCUUUCGAUGAAUGCUAGUAAUCAUGAGCAGUUGGAGCAGGCUAAGGUUUUGACUGUGCUUGAAGGUGCGGAGCGUUUGGCGAGUCUGCAGAAUCUGGAGCUGAGAGAGCUUGUGUCGAAAGCGAUUUAUCAGCUGAGUCUGUAUAAUGCAGGAAGUCACAGUCAAAUGCUUUCGUAUGUUGGUCCUUAG